CAUUUGUUGUGUUCCUUCCAAGACAAAGCAAGUCUCAGCCAUUCCAGUGAAAGCCAAGCCAAGCAAAAACCAACGAUACCUCGCAUCUCCUCAACCAGCAAGCAGUUAAUAACACAACCCAAGCAACCUUCCUGGACUGGACUGAUCACACUAUACGAUCGUGCUGUAUCGAUUGAAGGAAAAAGGAAGACACACAAGAGAUUUGAUUUGGGUAUACAACAAGCAUCAUGAACUCUAACACUACCACUAGCAAGGGAAAGGAUGAAGGAGACCAAGCGUUUCUGGAUGUAUGGGACAAUGUGGAGGGUGAAGUUGACGUGGAUGAUUUGAUAGAGGAACAACAGACACAAAAGGAAAAAGAACAUCCAUCCAAUGAUGAUGAUGCUACCAAUAGUGGUGGUAAGGCCACUUUGACCGUUGUUGCCAUGACUAAUGGUGCUGCUGCUGCCACUGGUGCUCUGGCUGCGACUCCUGAGAAACCAACCAAAGACCAGCAGCAGCAAGCCCUGGAAGCUUCGACUCCUCUGACGGAAGCCACGUCUUCCCAUUAUUAUGACGUGGGAGUCGAAGACUUAGAUGAAGACUUAGAAGACAAUGAAGACAACCAACAAAAGAAACAACAGCUCAAUGUCCACGUCGAAACGGACGACGAAUACGACGACUACGAAGCUGACGGUCCGAAUGGUCGUUCCAGUUACUUUAUGCAAAACACCAUUCCCGGUUCAAGCAGUAACAACAAUGACACCAACCAACAACAGCACAAUGCAUGGACCCGCUGCGUCUUGCACCUUCAUCGCAUCAUUACCAAAUUGCUCCUUUGCAUUUCCCACGUCGCCAUUCACUAUCCCCGCAUUACCGUCAUUGCCCUGUCGGGGGUCAGCAUUGGACUGCUCGCCGCGGGCAUCUUUACCAAUUUUACUGUCGAAAAUGACAAUCACGAUCUCUGGCCACCCGUCGAAUCCCUCAGUGUCACCCAAACCGAAUGGCUCUAUCAAGAAUCGCGCUUUAAUUACAAUCCCGUUCUCAUGGAUGUCCUCUUGCACAAAAAGGGCGCCAAUGUGCUGGGGCAAGAAGGACCCCAACGGGUCUUUGAUAUUGUCGACAAAUUCACAUCGCAAUCUGGAUACAAACAGGGAUGUGCUUGGGCGGAACGAUUUGGGCAUUUGUAUUGGGUCGGUCAGUGUCAUAUUGAUAGUGUCGCCGAUUUUUGGUUGGAACGACAAGCCAUUUUUGAUGCCCAAGUACAGACGGAUAAAGAUGCUAUUCGGCAAAUGUCCCAACUCUACUAUCCCGGACCGACUACCGCCGCAUAUCCCGAUGGUGUCCCCGUCGAUGUCCCGGCCAUUUUGGGAAAUACUGUAAGGGACGCCAAUGGCACAUUGACGUCGGCCGAUUCCUACUUGAUUCAAUUUGCCAUUCCUUGGUCCAACGUGACGCUGGCAUUUGAACGAGAAGCCAUUACGCGCAUGUUGCAACUGCGGGACGACUAUGCGGCGGUCGAAGACACAGAAGGAUGGGUUAUGGAAUUCCGUUCCUUUAGUUCCUAUGCGGAUGAAUUCAAUCGAGCCAUUAUUGCCGAUCUCUGGUUGAUUCCUGUCGCGGCUGUUAUUGUGGCCGCAUUCACCGUACUCUUUGCCUUUGGCAAGUGUCACAAAGUGUACUCCAGAGGAUUGCUGGGGGUUGGAGCCGUAUUGACUAUUGUCGCAUCUCUCAUGACUACGUUUGGGAUUCUCUUCAUUUGUGGGGUUCCAUUUACCGCCCAAACCAUCAUGGUGCCCUUUCUCAUGUUUGGAAUUGGAUUGGAUGAUGCAUUCAUCAUCUAUGGCAGUUACAAUCGCAAGGAUCCAAACAAGGAUAUCCCAACGCGCAUCAAAUCAACCUUCAAAGAUGUCGGAAUCAGUAUCUUUCUUACAUCUCUCACUUCCAUGCUCGCAUUCGUAUUGGGGACCUUCUCCUCUAUUCCCGCCGUCCGAUGGCUCUGUCUCUACGCAUUUCCAGCCGUUGGAAUCGAUUUCUUUUACCAAAUUACCUUCUUUGUCGCGUUGAUCGUCCUCGAUGAAAAACGAAUCCAAGCCAAUCGCAUGGACUACUGCACCUGCUUCACAGUCCCACAAGAUGAUGAUGACGACGACGACCAUAAAAAGAACAACAACCAGCAAGAUGAAAACAAUGGCGGCGAGCUCGUGGAAGAAGCACAGCAGCAGCAUGAAGAUGAACCCACAACAACAACAACCGCCCCGCAACAAACACACAUUGCCGAUCGACUCAUGGGAUGGUGGUCCAACCAGUUGCUCAAACCGGCUGUCCAAACGAUAGCCAUGCUGGCCUUUUUGGGUCUUUCCGCUGCGUCCAUAUACUUUGCCACCAAACUCGAUCAGGAGUUUGACUUUACAGCUCUUGUUCCCGCGGAUUCGUACCUUAAGGAAUACUACGAUUCCCUCGAUGACUACACGAAAGUCACCGGUAUGAUGACGCAGGCGUACUUUAAAGAUGUCGAUCAAGGUGAUCGAAACAUCCAGAAACAAAUGGUGCAGUACAUUGACGAGCUGGUCGCCACCGGUGAAGUGGCCGAACCCGCCUACUUUUGGCUGCGGGACUUUACACUGUAUUCGAACCAGCAGUACAGCGAGUCCAAUGGCACCUUCCCGAGUAUGAACUUUGAUCAACAAAUCAAUGAGUUCCUCAAAGACCCCAUUUACUACGAACUCUACGACGAAGACAUUGGACGUAGUCGCCAACGGACGGUCCAGGAGACUCGCGUGAACCUUCGCAUGCUAGUGGACGCCAAGGAUUCCAAGGCUUCCGUGGACAUGUUGUCCGCCGUGCGAGAAGUCUCGGGCGCUCAACCUAUCAAUCAAGGAAUCGACGAUUGGAAGUUCUUCACCUAUUCCGGCGAGUAUCACGUUUACGAGUUCUACCGAGAAGUUGUGGAAGAGCUCGUGUUCACCAGUUUGAUGGGAGUCUUGUCGGUCAACUUGAUUGCUCUCUUCUUCAUCCCACAUUGGACCGCUGUUCUGUUCAUUUUCCCAUUCAUCUCGCUUCUCUACAUCAAUAUGCUGGGGUUCCUCUACAUUUCGGGAGUCCAGAUCAAUGCCAUUAGCUACAUUACACUCGUCAUGUCGAUUGGUCUCAUGGUCGAUUACAUCAUGCACAUUCUGAUGCGAUACUACGAUUCCAAAGGCACACGGGAGGAACGGGUGAGAGAAACAAUGUCCAGCAUGGGGGCUUCCAUCUUUUUGGGUGCUGCCUCGACGUUCCUGGGUAUCAUGGCACUCGCGUUGAGUACCAGCGAUAUUCUUCAAAAUAUCUUUGUGUCGGUCGUGGGCCUGAUCUCCUUUGGUGUUGUGAAUGGGCUAAUCUUCCUUCCCGUCGUUCUUUCCUUGGUGGGCCCGCAAUAAUGAUGAGACCGCUACCGCAGGAUAGAUGGGUGUGUGGAUAGCUAAAUUCGAUCUGAAAAGAUCUUUGGGCGUGUAACCUAUUAUUAGAACCAAUGCAUGAAGAG
Molecule: messenger RNA, 3502 nt
Organism: Seminavis robusta
Lineage: Eukaryota; Bacillariophyta; Bacillariophyceae; Naviculales; Naviculaceae
Source: the annotation of a GenBank genome assembly